This is a messenger RNA of Triticum turgidum subsp. durum (durum wheat), 219 nucleotides long. Lineage: Eukaryota; Viridiplantae; Streptophyta; Magnoliopsida; Poales; Poaceae. The record is from the annotation of a GenBank genome assembly.
AUGUUUAUUUUGCCCAGGCUUAUGAUCAGUGAUUGUAUCAGCCAACCAAUAUUAGCUGGCAAGACAGAAAGCACUAAAAGUCUUAUGCAGUAUCUUGCUUUUAUGGGCGGUAAACCUCAAGCUGAGGGAAGGUCAGUGCAACAACAAAUCCUAGAGGCGUGUUUCUCAGUGGAACUUUGCACCCUUCUUUUGUUGGUAGAACAAACACAUCGGACGUGA